AUGGCCAAAACAGUCAUUCCACUGUCCCAGUUGAUCAGGUGGAAUCUACUCUGGAACUUUCCUGUCUUCUUCUUCAAUUAUUUUUGCAUCACCAUUUUUCCCAAUCCGCCCCUCCAUUGGCGCCCGGAGUCAAUUAGCUGGGGUUUGCUUAAGGCUUCUGUUUCAUCAGGUGAGAGCAAGCAGAAGGAAGGAAUCACUUCAAUGGAUGCUUCAAUGGAUGAGGAUAAAGAUGAGGGUUCGUUGUUGCUCUAUCCUGAUGAUUUCUAUGGGUCUUCUCGUGCGAUCAAAGCUACUGAUUCUCAUAACCAAGGGAAGUCCUGGUUAUCUAGCAGAUCAACGAGUAAGAGGCAGGCAAAAGUUGACGUAGUAUCUGGACUGAUUCUUAAUCGAAGCGGUCUAAAUCUAACGCCACCAAAUGAUGAGGAGUGGGAGAGAGCUACAGAGAUUUACUUGUUGGAUAGUGAGUUGUCAGCAUUAACUGAGAACCCAAGAUGCCCGCGGCUUUCAAAAUUGUUCCUAGAAGGGAACCACAAGUUGAGAACCAUUCCUUCUGCAUUUUUUGAACACAUGCCUGCCCUCCAAGUUCUCAACUUGUCCAAGACUGGUAUUAAAUCAUUGCCGCUGUCACUGUUUGGGUUAGUCAGCCUCAAAAAUCUCUAUUUGAAUGACUGUGAAUUUUUCAUGGUGCUGUCGCCAAAAAUUGGACAACUUAGUCAUCUUGAGGUACUUGAUCUUGAAGGGACAGAAAUUAUUUAUCUACCUGAGGAAAUUGGAAAUUUGACAGAACUGAGAUGCUUGAAAGUCUCUUUCUACGGAUAUAAGAGCUGUGGCAGGAAAACUGAGCAGUCAAGCACAAUGAUUCCUCAUCGGGUAAUAUCAUCUCUCUAUAAAUUAGAACUCUUGUGUAUAGAUGUGAAUCCAGAUGAUGAGCGGUGGCAUGUAAUUCUGGAAGAUGUAGUGAAGGAAGUUUGCCGCUUGCACAGAUUAAGAUCCCUCAAACUCUACUUUCCAAAGGUGGAAUUUUUGGGGCUAUUGUUGAAUGUUACAUCAAACAUAGUAGCAUUUGCUCUGUUCAAUAUUCAAUUUAGAGUUAUCGCUGGUCGUCAUGUCAAACGGAUCAUAUCUCGAAUCCAGCAUGAUGUUGAGUUUGAGCUAAAACGAUGGCGGAGAUGCUUAACCUAUGUGUAUGGUGAGGGAAUCCCUGGAGAAGAAAUUAGGCAGGUACUUGGACGAGCAACAGCAUUUCACCUAGACCGCCAUGUAACUGCGAAGAAGUUAUCUGAAUUUGGGAUUGAGAAUAUGAAGCGUCUGAAAUGUUGUAUACUAGGGGAAUGUAAUGAGGUUCAAGUGAUCAUAGAUGGAAAAGAUAUCCCUAAAAUAGCUGCAUAUGAUCAUAAAAGAAUUGGGCUUGAAGCACUGGAAUACUUAAAUAUUUAUUACAUGAAAAAUUUAAGGACCAUAUGGGCGGGGCCAGUGCAGACUAGGUGUUUUUCCCAUUUGAAGUUCUUAAACUUACGUACGUGUCCACGGUUGGAUACCAUUUUCACAUGGAGGUUGCUUCUUGUUUUCAUCAACUUACUAGAACUCAAGGUUGAAGAUUGCCCGGCGAUGAAAAGCUUAGUAAGCUGGGAACAUCCUGCGGAGCAGCAAUCCUCAUGCACCAGAUCAGAUUAUUUACUUCCGAAGCUGCAGAAGAUAUCACUUCAUUUCACACCUGAAUUGACUAAUCUAUCUGGCGGCCUACACAUUGCACCAGAGUUAAAAUGGAUGAGCGUUUAUGACUGCCCAAAGCUCAAGAGUUUCUCACAUGGAGAAUUGUCCACUGAAAAUUUGAGGACAAUCAAGGGUGAGAGACGCUGGUGGGAAGCACUGGAGUGGGAAAGUGGCCUGCCAGAACAUUUGAAUGCUAUAUUUAUCCCAAUCGAGUCACCCCUUGACAUUGGUGACUCCUAAAAAGUAAUUUGUAAUUUUAUUAAUGAAAAUUAAAAAAUGGAAGUGCUUGGAAA
Malania oleifera is the source of this 2006-nucleotide messenger RNA. RefSeq names its product disease resistance protein RPS2-like. The record is from RefSeq and is a predicted model, not a curated record. Gene Ontology annotation, molecular function: protein binding. Bases 1 to 1953 code for a protein of 650 amino acids. The transcript is spliced from 2 exons. Lineage: Eukaryota; Viridiplantae; Streptophyta; Magnoliopsida; Santalales; Ximeniaceae.